This is a messenger RNA of Paralichthys olivaceus (Japanese flounder), 943 nucleotides long. The record is from RefSeq and is a predicted model, not a curated record. Lineage: Eukaryota; Metazoa; Chordata; Actinopteri; Pleuronectiformes; Paralichthyidae.
AUGAGUGUGUCCAGUGUGUCCCUGCAGCAGCCCAGCAUCUCCCUGACAUCUGCUGAUGGUGGACUGCACUGGAGUCCUGAAGCUGCAGAGAUCACAAAGGGUCACAGCUUUGUCAUCACCUGCUCGAUUUCCCCCCAAUUCCCUGAAGGUGUUUUCUCUCUCUUCUUCUGUGGCUUCAACACCACUGACACCAAGCCUGUAGUCAACCACUCAGCCUCCUUUGAGUUCCCCAUAGCUGAGUAUGAACAUCAGGGCAACUACAGCUGUGUCUAUGAGGUCAUACUGUCCUCCAGGACAUUUUCUGCAGUGACCACAUCGAUUAGGGUCAUCAUUACAUCUGCUGGGAGCCUGGUGCUGCUCCUGCUGGUUCUGGUGGUGAUCUGUCUGGUCCGCAAGAGAAGACAGCAAGCGGUGGCGUCUGGAGUCCUUCAAUUGUCUGUCAGGAAUCUCAAUGAAGACCUUGAGGAUGAUGAGGAGCAGCACUAUGAGAACUUUGUACAAGCGAAGUACAAGAAGAGGCAGAAGGUGCAAGCAAGCGGACUGGUGGAUGGAAAGAUGUCUGUCAGGAAUCUCAAUGAAGACCUUGAGGAUGAUGAGGAGCAGCACUAUGAGAACUUUGAACAAGCGAGGUACAAGAAGAGGCAGAAGGUGCGAGCAAGAGGCCUGGUGGAUAAAGAUCAUGAUGACUAUGAGAGAAAAGAACGUGUGCAACGCGGUUGUGUGCAAAGCCAAGUCACCAGUGCUGCGUACCACUGUAAAAAUUUAAACCAGCUCUUUACUGAAGACUCUCUGGACAUUUAUGGUGAAAAGGAAGAUGUUUAUCAGAACAUUUCAUUUUCUACUGCUGUACAAAAGCACAGGGAAUAAUAAACCCACAAACAGUAUUAUGUAUUUCAAAUUAAUGUAAUGUGCUUGUCCUGAGCAGGUUUAUUUCGGUCACAGU